GGUCCUGCUUCCUCUUGGUCCUGUCGAUGAGGAUUUUUAGACCGUGGAGACUGCGCUGCCCUGCCCUGCACCUUCCCUCAUUCCCCACGUUCUCACUUAAGUGGAGCUUGCCCACUUUCAGCACCGACGAGGAGAUGUGCAAAAGUGUGACCACUGGUGAGUGGAAGAAAGUCUUCUAUGAGAAGAUGGAGGAAGCAAAGCCAGCCGACAGCUGGGACUUCAUCAUAGAUCCCAACCUCAAGCACAAUGUGCUGGCCCCUGGCUGGAAGCAGUACUUGGAGUUGCAUGCCUCAGGCAGGUUCCACUGCUCCUGGUGCUGGCACACCUGGCAGUCGCCGCACGUGGUCAUCCUCUUCCACUUCUACCUGGACCGAGCCCAGCACGCAGGCUCUGUGCGCAUGCGCGUCUUCAAGCAGCUCUGCUACGAGUGCGGCACGGCGCGGCUGGAUGAAUCGAGCAUGCUGGAGGAGAACAUCGAGAGCCUGGUGGACAAUCUCAUCAGCAGCCUGCGUGAGCAGUGCUACGGGGAGCGUGGUGGCCAGUACCGCAUCCACGUGGCCAGCCGCCAGGACACCCGGCGACACCGGGGCGAGUUCUGCGAGGCCUGCCAGGAGGGCAUCGUGCACUGGAAGCCGAGCGAGAAGCUGCUGGAGCAGGAGGCGACCACCUACACCUUCUCCCGCGCGCCCAGCCCGACUAAGCCGCAGGCGGAGGAGGGCUCAGGCUGCAACUUCUGUUCCAUCCCUUGGUGCUUGUUCUGGGCCACGGUCCUGCUGCUGAUCAUCUACCUGCAGUUCUCCUUCCGCAGCUCUGUCUGAGAUUCCUUUGGGGUGGGG
This is a messenger RNA of Octodon degus (degu), 836 nucleotides long. Its product is annotated as receptor-transporting protein 1. The transcript has 2 exons. Gene Ontology annotation, cellular component: cell surface. NCBI's taxonomy places the organism in Eukaryota, Metazoa, Chordata, Mammalia, Rodentia, Octodontidae. Gene Ontology annotation, molecular function: olfactory receptor binding. Bases 27 to 818 code for a protein of 263 amino acids. The record is from RefSeq and is a predicted model, not a curated record. Gene Ontology annotation, biological process: detection of chemical stimulus involved in sensory perception of bitter taste; protein insertion into membrane; protein targeting to membrane.